This is a messenger RNA of Funneliformis mosseae, 861 nucleotides long. The record is from the annotation of a GenBank genome assembly. NCBI's taxonomy places the organism in Eukaryota, Fungi, Glomeromycota, Glomeromycetes, Glomerales, Glomeraceae.
AUGCUAAAACAACUGGAUUGUAUGGUUGAAGUGCCAAACAGAAUUAAUUUGUCUUCGUCUGGUUUAUCUAAUGAUGAUGGUAAUAAGAGAAAAAACUGGGAAUCAGAAAAAUCAAGAUCUAGAAAAAGAUAUAAUCAGUUUCGUAAUACAGUUAUUUUUGAAAUAAAUCAGGAUGAAGAAUAUGAUGAAUUAUCUAGUUUUUCAAAUGAAAAAGAACAGAUCUAUCAAUUAGCUAAUGAUAAAAGACUAAUACUCAAAGAAGAAGAGCCAAUUGAUGACGAAGAAUUUUAUUUGAAUGAGAAUGACGGAGUUUUUUAUGAUUAUUUUUCUGCUCCAAAUUUAAAUAAUAUUGAUACCAAUCUGAAUUCUGAACAUAUCAACACGAUUCAAAGAACUAAAAAGCAUUGUAUUAACCAUUUCUUAGCUCUAAUUAUAAAUGAAUUACUAGAAUUAUGGGAUAAGUACGAUUUGCCAGUUUUGACCAAGAUUUCUAAUAGAAAGAGAAUUUGGUUAGCAGUCAUUUGCUGCUCAAAUGAUAUUCCUGCUACCAAAAAAUUAAGUGAACACAUAUCAGCAGUUGCAGCUUGUCACAGAUGGAGUUUAGUGACUUACAAUGAAUUUAAAUUUGAUGAGUUGCUUCAAUUCUUGAAUAUUUAUCAUCUCAACAUUAAUGAUACAAUAACAGGCAGAGAGCCAUUUCAUGGAGUCAUGCUUACUUCCACUAAAUUGGAUGUAACUCUACUAGGAAAAGUUUAUAAAAUGCUUGUAAAUUAUUACAAUAGUGCAUCUGAAGCAAAUGAAUUGAAUUUUGUAUCAGUUGCUGAUAUAGCUAGAAGUAGAAUAAAUAGGGAAUCAAUUUGA